Messenger RNA from Pangasianodon hypophthalmus (striped catfish), 7865 nucleotides. Its product is annotated as collagen alpha-6(VI) chain. Gene Ontology annotation, molecular function: serine-type endopeptidase inhibitor activity. Bases 151 to 7587 code for a protein of 2478 amino acids. The record is from RefSeq and is a predicted model, not a curated record. The transcript has 39 exons. NCBI's taxonomy places the organism in Eukaryota, Metazoa, Chordata, Actinopteri, Siluriformes, Pangasiidae.
GAGAGAGAGAGGGGCGUGGUCCAAGUGCUUCCACUUAGGGUACUGUUUCUCCCUCUUCCUGCACACUUUCUUUCAUUGACUGGGAAUGACAACUGGAUAGACACAGUAUGCUUCAGUGAUAUCUGCAUUGAACAUCUGAUCAGCGAGGCCAUGGGAAAACUAAAAGGACUGCUGCUUCUCUUCAUUUUAACAUCAUGUUUUCUUGUGAGCAGUGCACAAAAUGCAAGUGUGUAUACAGGGUGCAAGGCUAAUUUGGCUGACAUUGUAUUCCUUGUGGAUAGCUCUGAUAGCAUUGGUGAUGCAGACUUCCUGAGGAUGAAACAGUUUCUGCGCACAUUCAUAGUGGGUCUUGAUAUUAGGCCUGAUAAAGUCAGAGUAGGAGUGGCACAGUUUAGUGGUGAACCUCGAAAAGAGUUCCUGUUGGGGGAGUAUGCAGACAAGAAUGACCUGCUGGAGAAGGUAGACAAACUCACCUACCUGACAGGAGGCACUGAAACAGGAAAAGCUCUCGACUUUAUCCAAAAAAAUUACUUCAAUGAAUCGGGUGGCAGUCGGAUCAAUCAGAAUGUGCCACAGAUUGCUGUGGUGAUCACAGAUGGUGAAUCCACUGAUGAAACGAAGACUCCAGCCAUGAUGCUACAGAGUAAGGGGGUGUUAAUCUUCACCAUUGGGGUUGGUGCAGCCAGCAUUAGAGGCCUGCAGUCCAUUGCUAACAAACCACAUCAGCAUUUUGUACUGAGUUUCACUGACUACGAGAACCUGCUAAAAGCAACCACCAGCACAGUAGACAAAGUGUGUAUUUCUCUGGAGGCCCAGCAAGAAGCUCUAGCUCCAACAUAUGCAGAUGUGUUUGUGUUGGUGGACAGCUCAAUUGAGCAGACCCAAAAGGUGAUACAGUUCCUCAAUCGCCUAGCCAAUCAACUUAAUGUGGCGAGUACAUCUAAUCGGAUGGCUUUGGCUCAGUUUGGUGAAGACGUUUCAGUGGAAUUUCGUUUCGAUGCUUAUAAAACCAAAAAUGAAGCACUUGCACUCAUCCGCAAAUUCCGACUCAGAGGCACUGGGCAGCGGAAACUUGGAAAGGCGAUGAAUUAUGUGCGCACUAACCUCCUCACCACUGCAGCAGGCAGCCGAAUUGCUCAGGGCUAUAAGCAGUACCUGCUGGUGGUAAGCAAAGGAGAAUCGGAUGACAAUAUACUUAGAGCGGUUCAUUUAUUAAAGGAUGAGGAAGUGACUCUUGUCAGUGUUGACUUCAGCAAAGAGCAAGAAACUGAUCCACAAAUGCCUAUGGCUGCACCGCCAAAAAGAACCAUCUAUGCUGCAACAAAAAAUCCCGCAGACAUAGCACAAGAUACGAAGACUCUCAUUGAAACUAAGGAACAGAUCGAAGUAACUGGAGACUGCAAGUCAGCUGCGGUGGCUGAUAUAGUGUUUAUUGUGGACGUGUCGGACAGCAUCACUGUUUCAAACUUCAGGCUGGUCCGUAACUUUCUCCACCGCAUGAUUAAUGGCUUGCAGAUUGAUGGCUCUGACAGUGUGCGGGUUGGAAUGGUCCUGUACAGUGACACACCCACAGCUGACUUCUACCUAAACACUUUUGAUGACAAAGAAGACAUCCUGCAGUACAUUAAGCUUUUGCCCUUUAUGGGUGGAGGAUCCAACACUAGCAAGGCCCUUAAGUUUGCAAGAGAGAAACUCUUCACCAAGGACACGGGCAGCCGCCGUGCCUUAGGAGUGCAGCAGAUUGCUGUGGUCAUAACAGAGGGGGACUCCUUGGGUAAUGUCACAUACCAGGCUGCUCAGCUAAGGCGCAGUGGCGUCCAGGUCUAUGCCUUAGGAGUCACAAAAGAUAAUGUGGAACAGCUGAAAGAGAUUGCAUCUUAUCCUCCUGAGAGGUUUGUGUUCAGUGUGGAGAGCUUUGCUAAGCUUAAUACAAUGGAAAAAAUACUGAGGAAGACUCUGUGUAACAAUGUUGUCCGUUCAACGGUUGACAAGUCUGUUAGGUACAGUUUAAAGCAAGGAUGUAUCCAGACAGAAGAAGCAGACAUCUAUUUCCUAAUUGACCAUUCUGGGAGUAUUAAUGCACCAGAUUUUCAGGACAUGAAAAAGUUUAUUCUUGAGUUUCUGCUCCUGUUUACUAUUGGACCAAAACAGGUCCGUGUGGGUGUGGUGAAAUUUGCAAGUAACCCCACACUAGAGUUUGGACUGGAUGAGUAUAAUGACAGAGCCUCUCUUGAAAGAGCGGUGGACAACAUUCAGCAGAUAGGUGGAGGCACAGAGACGGGACAGGCUCUCUCUUCCAUGAGCCAACGCUUUAAGGAGGCUGAAAGGACUCGUGGCAAUAAGGUUCAAGAGAUUCUCAUUGUCAUUACUGAUGGACAGUCUGACGAUAAAGUUAAAGAUCCAGCAGCACAGCUGAGAGCACAGGGGGUGAUCAUCUAUGCCAUUGGAGUGAAAAACGCAAAUAAGCAGGAGCUCCUUGACAUAGCAGCUGACCCAAAGAGGGUGUACUUUUGCACCAACUUUGAUGCACUGAAACCCCUCAAGAAUGAAAUUGUUACUGAUAUAUGUUCAGAUAAAGCCUGCAAGAACAUGUUGGCAGAUAUCAUCUUUUUGAUUGAUGGUUCAGGGAGCAUUGACCCUAACGACUUCUCCAAGAUGAAGAAAUUCAUGAGUACAAUAGUAUCCAACUCUACAGUUGGCAAGGAUGGUGUACACUUCGGAGUAGUGCAGUUCAGCUCAAGCCCAAAGGUUGAAUUUGCCCUCAACAAAUUUUCUGACAAACUCCAAAUGCAGCAGGCCGUUAAUCAAAUGCAGCAGCUGGGCGGUGGCACUAUGACUGGGGCUGCACUCGGUAUUUUAUCAGGCUACUUUGAUCCACCAGAAGGAGGUCGUCCCGGCACUCCACAGAUCCUCAUUGUGAUCACGGAUGGCGAAUCUCAAGAUGCCGUUGCUCAGCCUGCACGAACCCUCAGAGAAAAGGGCAUUACAAUAUAUUCUAUAGGAGUACUUAAUGCUAACAGCACACAACUGCGAGAGAUCAGCGGAACUCAGGACAAUGUUUAUCUGGAAAGAGAUUUCGAUGCAUUGGACUUCCUAGAUAAAGAUCUCUUGCUUAAGAUCUGCACUUCUGUUGAUGAUUGCCAGAAAUCACAAGUAGCAGAUGUUGUCUUCUUAGUGGAUGGUUCAACCAGCAUUGGCACCGAAGCCUUUAAGAGUAUGCAGUUCUUCAUGAACUCAGUGGUGAACACCACACAGGUUGGAAAAGACAGUGUCCGUUUUUGUACUAUUCUUUACUCGAACACAUCUGAGGCCCAAUUUUCCCUUAAUCGGUAUGACAGUAAACAAGACGUGCGGGAUGCUAUAAAUAAUCUAAAGCAUCCUGGUGGGAACACAUACACAGCCCAGGCACUACAUUACUCUCUGGACUACUUUAGUGACUCUCAUGGGGGGAGAAGUGCAAAAGGCGUCCCACAGAUGCUGUUUGUCAUCACGGAUGGUGAGGCCACAGACCGAUAUUAUUUACCCAAACCUGCUGAUGAGCUUCAAAAAUAUGGAGUUAGUGUUUAUGGUAUUGGAGUGGCCAAUGCAGACGAAAGUGAGCUUCUAACCAUUACCAAAGACAAAAACAAGGUUUUCAUGGUUCAGGAUUUUGAAGCUUUGAAGGCCCUCAAACAAAACAUUUCCAGGGUGAUCUGCAACAACACAAAACCAGAGUGUCGGAAAGUGUCCGCUGAUUUGGUCAUUUUGAUUGAUGGGUCUACAAGUAUUUCAGAUGACUCAUGGAAGACCAUGAUACAUUUUAUGCUCAGCCUCAUUGACAAUCUUCGCAUCAAACGUGACCUCUUUAGAAUCGGUGUAGCCCAGUUUAGUUCAAACUACAGAAAGGAAUUUUACUUGAAUGAAUAUGAUAAUGAUGUGAAUAUAAAGAAGGCCAUUGAGGCCAUCAAACAAAUGAAAGAAAGUACACUCAUUGGUGCUGCUCUGAAUCAAGUGCAAGAGUUCUUCCAUGCCAGUAAAGGGAGCCGCAUUCAAGAUGGAAUUUCACAGAACCUGCUGUUGAUCACUGAUGGAGCAUCACAGGACAGCGUUAAUGAUCCAGCUGAUAAAUUGAGGGCCAAGGGCAUUGAGAUAUUUGUGAUUGGAAUAGGUGACAUCUCAUAUUCAGAGAUCAAUUACAUUGCUGGGUCACCUGGCAGGGUUUAUACUGUGAAUAAUUUUGACCACCUCAAAUUAAAUAGAACAACACAGGAGGUGAUCAGUACCAUUUGCGAUCCAAAGGACGAACCGGGUUGCACUGUAGAUAUUGGUAUUGGAUUUGAUAUCUCCCAAAGUGGUUCAAGCUCACAGGCAAUCUUUAGUAGCCAAUAUAAGCUGUGGGCCUACCUGCCUGAGAUUGUCAGAUACAUCUCCACUCUGCACAACUUGUGCUGUGUGCCCCAGCCACGUUCUCUGCCAACCAACAUUGGUUUCCGUUUGGUUGCUAGCAAUGGCAAAAUAUGGUAUGACACUCGUUUUGAGAAGUACAAUGAAGCCAUAGUGACGAAGGUGAUAGCUCAAAUGACUGAAGGACUAGCCUUUAAUACCCAACUCCUGCACUCUUUUGAGAAUAAGUUUGGUGCCUCUGGAGCUGGUGUAAAGGUAUUGAUCAUUUUCACUGAUGGCCUGGAUGCAUCUGUCGAUGACCUUAUGGUUGCCUCAGAGAAUCUCAGGAAAAGUGGAGUCCACGCGCUGAUUCCAGUAGCUCUGGAAGGAGUCAAAAGCACCACAGACCUACAGAAGCUAGAGUUUGGACGAGGUUUUGGCUCCAAUGAGCCUCUUAUGAUUGGCAUGCAAAAUGUGGGCAGUGUUCUGCAGAAGCAGAUUGAUGCUGUGGCUUCAAGAGAGUGCUGUAAUGUGAUGUGUAAAUGUACUGGUCAUGAAGGGGUGCGAGGACCUCGAGGAUCUCCAGGGACAAAGGGCUCUCCUGGACGGAAAGGACAUCCUGGAUUUCCUGGAGAAGAUGGAGCAUUUGGAGAUAGGGGGCCGCCAGGUCUGAAUGGAACCCAAGGACAUCCAGGCUGCCAAGGGAGAAGAGGUCUAAAGGGUAGCAGUGGCCACAGUGGUGACACAGGAAUAGAUGGAGAAAAUGGUUUGGAUGGAAUAAAUGGAGAACAGGGUGUGACUGGAUCAUCGGGAUACCCAGGAGAGCCAGGCAAUUCAGGCAGACAAGGCAAGAAGGGUCUCCCAGGAAUUCCAGGUGACCCAGGACAAAAAGGACUGAGAGGAGAUCCGGGUGAGCCAGGCAUUGACAACAAUUUCCCUGGUCCUAAGGGUGAGAUUGGAAACCCAGGCCCAGAGGGAGAGCCAGGGCCAGAUGGAAGCCCAGGAAGGCCUGGAGACAAUGGCAAUGCUGGUCUAAAGGGAAGACGAGGCCCUGCAGGUCUAAAUGGUGCUCCAGGACCUCCAGGAGAACCAGGAUUAAGAGGAAGCCCUGGAGCUUCAGGGCCACAGGGGCCAGUGGGUCCUAUUGGUGGUAAAGGAGAUCGAGGGAUACCUGGAUUUCCCGGACCUCACGGAUCACCAGGCACACAAGGAAAUCCUGGCUCUAGAGGAAGUGUAGGACCCAGGGGACAAAAGGGUCAGCCAGGCGAACCUGGAAAUAAAGGAGCGGAUGGGCCAAAGGGGCACAGGGGCCCUCCGGGAAAUGACGGUACAGAUGGAUAUGGGAAACAAGGACCUAAAGGACAGAAGGGAGAUCCUGGUUUUCCAGGAUAUCCUGGACAACCGGGUGACACUGGGGAUCCUGGGGGAAAGGGAGGGAAUGGUCCUAAAGGCCAAAGAGGAAGAGCGGGAAAUGCAGGCAGGUCAGGAACACCGGGUAAUCCUGGUGAUAACGGACUACCUGGACCUAAGGGCCAUAAAGGACCACCAGGAACCAGAGCAAUGCCUACUUGUCAACUGAUCAGCUACGUACGAGACAACUGUGUCUGCUGUAAAGAUAAAGCAGCUUGCCCUGUCUAUCCCACUGAACUGGUGAUUGGUUUGGAUAUGUCUGCUGACGUGACUCCUGCAUUAUUUGAGAGAACGCGCUCGACUCUUCUUUCUCUGCUGGACAGAAUCGAAAUCAGUGAAAACAACUGUCCCACAGGGACACGAGUGGCUGUGGUUUCUUACAGUUCUAACACCAAGUACCUCAUCCGUUUUUCUGACUAUCGUCGUAAAAAGGGCUUGGUGGAAGCUGUGAAGAACAUCCCUCUGGAACGUACAUCUGACAGACGCAACAUUGGUGCAGCCAUGCGCUUUGUAGGUAGAAAUGUCUUCAAACGUAUUCGUCAGGGUGUUCUGAUCAGGAAGGUGGCGAUCUUCCUAUCUGGUGGACAGUCCCAGGACGUGACAUCCAUAACCACGGCUGUUCUAGAGUACAAGGCUCUGGAUAUAAACCUUGGAGUUAUUGGUUUUAGGGAUACUCCUAAUGUUCAGCGUGCUUUUGAGGCUGAUGAGACAGGAAGCUUUAUUAAUGUGGUGGAGAGAUCAGAUACCCAGACUGCAGCACUUGAGAAGAUCCAGCGAUGUAUCAUCUGCUUUGAUCCUUGCAAUCCAGCUGAAGGUUGUAGCAACUCCAGCGAGGUGUCCACCUCAAAGGAGGUAAACAUGGACCUGGCGUUGCUGGUGGAUGGUUCCCGGAGCAUCCAGGCAGAUCAGUAUGAGGGAGUGAAGCAGGUGUUGGGCACUGUGUUGGACCAGCUUGUAGUGAGUGGUCAGCCCAGCAAAGCUGACAGACAGGCGAGGGUGGCACUUUACCAGCAGAGUACAUCAUACAGUGGGGCCCAGGCUCCAGUCAAGCAGAUCUUCACUUUCCAGCAGUUCCAAGACCGCAAGCUAAUGAAGCGGAGCAUCUUCAACAAUCUACAGCAGACCGGCGGCUACUCCAGGCUGGGUGAUGCCAUGGACUUUGUAAUCAUGGAGGGCCUUCUCACUGUUCCCAAGCCUCGAAAAAACAAGAUGGUGCUGCUUAUAGUUGGAGGAGAGACAGAAUAUUCUGAUAGAGCAAGACUGGACUUUAUCUCCAUGAAAGCAAAGUGUCAGGGUGUGGUGCUUUUCACUCUUACAGUCGGGCAUCAUUUCAGCAGCACUCAGGUGGAGGAGCUUGCCAGCUUUCCCAAAGAGCAGCACAUAGUUCACUUGGGCCAUGUAAAGCAAGGAGAGCAGGAGUACUCUCGGCGCUUUAUAAGGACUUUCCUACACAUUCUGAGCCGGGGCAUGAACACCUACCCUGGCCCAUCACUCAGAAGUCAAUGUGAGAGUCUUCCACCAGAUCCAGGUCACACCUGGACAUCCACUGGCAGGACUCCUUCCCCAACAUUACCUUACCCUGAGAUUAGAGAGGAUGCGGACCUGAUGAUCUCAGGAAACGGAGAUAUAAAUGAUGUGUGCUACCUGAAAAAAGAAGUAGGGCCCUGCAGAAGUUAUGUUAACAAAUGGUUCUAUGAUCAAGAACAGAACAAAUGCUCUCGUUUCACUUAUGGAGGAUGUGGUGGGAACCUUAACAGAUUUGACACUCGGCCUGAAUGUGAAGCCCGCUGUGUGGAGCUUCUUACUGUACAGUGACUUUUUCAAAUUACUCCUUCUUUUCUCUGGUUAUAUAUAUUAAAAAAAAAAAACGAUGGCACAGUAGGAUAUAACAAUACUUUUAUGUGAUAUCCAAAUAACCUACACACAUUAAAGCUUCCAGCUUAUUUGUCACAUUUUCACAGUUGUUGCUGACAGACAGUUCUGAUACUAUCUGUAAAUGAAAUGUGUCUCACUAGAAACAAUAUUUCACUUCAUCAUAAAAGAAAAUUACCAUGGUGCUCAUUCUUUAAUAAAGCGAACCAUUGUGUGAAUAA